UCUCUGCAGGGACAGGCAGAUCGCCACUCUAGUGAUUGGCGAUCUAUGAUAUCAGUCCUGAAAAUUGACAGUCAGAAUACUCAAUGAAUGAAUGUAAACAACAUCAAGUCAGUGAAAAUACUCUAUGAAUAACAAUAUUUACGAGAGACUUGUCAAGAAAGAAGAAACAUAAUAAAGAAAAUGGCUGUCAAGCAAAGAAGUUCUCGAAAACCUCCUGGCGUAGGUAGGCAUGCAGCAAAGGGAGACUCAAAUGUUAGUGAAGCAUCUGAUCACAAAAGCACCUUAAAGGUUGACUGGCGUCGCAUCAUCACUAGAAUUGUUAUGAUGAUUAGUAUAAUGUUGGUUGUUUAUUUUACCAAGGCUGAUAAAGUGGUUCCAUUUGCCACACAACAAGAAAUGAUUCCCAAGCGUUCGGUUGAUAUUGCUUGCUCCAAGGACUAUGCUGAUGAACUGAAACAUUUCCCAGGAUGUACACCAGUAAAAUGUGGGCGUGUUGUAUUUGACUCGGUAGUAACUUUAUCAGAGGUAGAGGCGCUUCUCAACAUUGCCCACCGAGGUUUGUCCUUAGGAGGCUCUAGUGGAGGUGCUUCAAUUCUAGAUCUACAUUCAGGAGCCCUGUCACAUGGAAGUGAUUUUAUUAAUAUCUAUAAGCUUGAGGAAGCUAAGAAUAUUUUCACUACUGAAGAUUUCAAAAUUUAUAGCCAUGUGAAACGCAAGAUACAUGUUGCCAUUGCAGAUCAUUUUGGAAUCAGUAAGGACAAACUUUACUUAACUCAUCCAACCUUCUUUUCUCGCAUUAUUUCGGCACCUCCCCAGACUGUCCAUGAUGAAUAUUGGCACCCACAUGUUGACAAGGAAACCUACAAGUCUUUCCAUUACACAUCCUUAUUAUACCUGACUGACUAUGGACACAGCUUUGAGGGUGGAAGGUUUAUUUUCAUUGAUAAGGAUUCAAAUAAAACUGUUGAGCCCCGUUCUGGUCGACUGUCUGCUUUUACAUCUGGAUCAGAAAAUUUGCAUUACGUGGAAAGAGUUACAAAAGGUGUACGGUAUGCCAUUACAGUAUCUUUCACUUGUGAUCCAAAGCAGGCAAUUAAAGACCCAUCAUUGCCUAGGUGACCUGUUAUUGGUAUUUUUCAGUUUCUUAACCAUUCCAAGUUUUUUUCAAGGUUUUGAUGUAGCUUUGUAUACUUAUAGCAGUAGUUGCUGCAGUGUAUUUUGUUUAAGAAAAGCUGUUGUGUUAUUCAGAUAUUAUAUAUUUUAUUAUUUCCUGAUAGACUGUAGUAUAUGGUACACUUCCAAUUUUCACAAACUGUAAAUUUUGCAAAUUGUUAGACAUUUGUCACCUUUUGUUAAUAGUUUUAUUUUUUUAUUUUACUUGAUAACUGACAUUUUUACAAAAAGCCUACAAGUAACUUAGUUUUUAAUCAUGCCAUAUAUUCCAUUCAUAAAUUGGAGUUUGUAACUAUAAGAAAUGUAAAAGAAAUUAGAAGAUAUUAUACUUAA
Messenger RNA from Macrobrachium nipponense, 1506 nucleotides. Its product is annotated as 2-oxoglutarate and iron-dependent oxygenase domain-containing protein 3-like. Bases 181 to 1119 code for a protein of 312 amino acids. Gene Ontology annotation, cellular component: membrane. NCBI's taxonomy places the organism in Eukaryota, Metazoa, Arthropoda, Malacostraca, Decapoda, Palaemonidae. Gene Ontology annotation, molecular function: L-ascorbic acid binding; oxidoreductase activity, acting on paired donors, with incorporation or reduction of molecular oxygen; iron ion binding. The transcript has 8 exons. The record is from RefSeq and is a predicted model, not a curated record.